UUAGUUUAGUUAAUUAGAUGUCAGAAUACAAUUACAUAAUAGAGUUUAGAUUGAUUAGAUAUGACUGUGAGCAGUCCUUCGGAGGGUGAAUCGAGAAAUUUUAUUCGAAGUUUGUAUGUUUUUAAAUUCAUCUAAGCUAAUUAGUAUGUAUCGUAUUAUUUGUCAGGUAUGUACAUAUGUGGGAAUAAAGGGUCGUUCCAAAAGAUAGUCCGUUACUUCAGCAAAAUAGUGAUAGAAAGGAGUUAAAUAUGGAUGAGAAUGAAUUACACGAACCAAACUCAGUCGGGGAUCCAAUGGACGAACAAGAUGUAAAUGAGGUAAAUUAUGAAAUAACAGAUGAAGAGGAGGGUCCUUGUUAUGAACGGAAAGAAGAACUUCUUCAUGACUGCAAGCGUUUAACAGGAAGUGCCAGAAAGCCGUUGAAUGUGGCUAUCAUUGGACCACCAGGAUGCGGUAAAUCUUCGUUCCUUAAUACUGUGUUUGCUAGUUUAAAUAGUGAUCGCUGGUACGAAUAUGCUAAGAGUGGUAAAUUCGGAAACCAUGAAGGUGUCAUGGGUAUGCAAGUAACAAGACGUUUGAGAAGCCUCCCUAAAGAAGAAUACUAUAGACAGAAUGAUUUGUGUAUGUUGCCUACAUUUAUAGAUAUGACUGGAUUUGAAAAUGAUGAUUCAGUGAUAACUGAAGAACUCUUAUACCUUGUCUUCUGUGGAAAAGUGAAAGAAAAAGAGGCGCUUAAUGACAUUGUGACAUACGGAAGAUUGCAUGGAAUAACUACAAUGAAAAAGAAAUACAGGUCAUGGAAGAGAUUACCUAACAGACGAAUAAAUAGGAUCAUCAUUGUGUGUUCAUCAAAUCCAGAUUCUGCCAUGCCUACUGCACUGUUAAAAACAGUGGUUAAUGUUGCCAAUGAAUUGGACAUAACAUUUUAUGGUGUAAUGACACAUGCUGAUAUAUGUAGAGAAAAGUAUGGUAACAGAGUACAAGAAAGAGAGAAACUGUUUAGGGAAUAUCUUGGUUUACCUGGAAAUAGAUUAGCAAGUGUAAUUAAUUACUGCCCAGCUGUGGAUCCUGAUCGGUCAUAUGAGGAUACUCUAUUACCAGCUCUUGAUGUACCUGUUUUGAGACUUUUGAGACAGAUAUUGACACCAGAACCCAAUGAUUCAGUUAUGCACUUUGAAGAUUGUGUGACGGCAGUUAUUUCUACCACCAAGUCACUUUUUUACUAUGGAAGUCGUUCUUUUAUUAUGGUAGACAAUAGAGUAAAGCGUUUCCUCUUUAUCUCAAGCUUCUAUAUUGUUUUGUUUUCGAUAAUUUUUGCAUUUUUAUACAAGUUUAUGCGAGAUUUGUGAAUGUUUCAGUAGCAUAAUGGAUUGAUAAAUAUUGGAUCAUCGGCGUAGUCAAAAUAUAAACAUUCAUUGUGUGUUCAGUUGUUUUACUCUAUUUUGCUAAACAAUACUGUUAAUGUAAAUGUUUUCACCUGAGUUUUUUUUACAUUAUCUAUGUUUGACAAUUUUUGAAUAUAACAAGUUAUAACAGAUGUGAAGAUCAUUAGCAGCUUUAAUGUCUAGUCAAUGAGGACGAAAAAAGGAUUUUUGUUUAAAUUACUAAAUGACGCAAAAUGAAAAAAAAACACUAUUUAUAGGUAAAACCAUGAUUCAAUUGAACGUAUUAUUUUCGCGGAUGCCUUUUUGCAUUUGGACUAUUUUUGUCGAUUUCGAGACGAUUCAUUUUUCGCGAUUUUAUAACUUUGUUCAAGUAUUCAUAUAAAAGAUUUGUUUGA
This is a messenger RNA of Mytilus californianus (California mussel), 1780 nucleotides long. RefSeq lists its product as uncharacterized. The coding region runs from base 249 to 1349 and encodes 366 amino acids. The transcript has 5 exons. NCBI's taxonomy places the organism in Eukaryota, Metazoa, Mollusca, Bivalvia, Mytilida, Mytilidae. The record is from RefSeq and is a predicted model, not a curated record.